UUUGGAUUUGCCAAAUCUAAAAGAAGGAACAACGACGACGGGCUCUUAUUAUUAUUAUUCCCCCCUUCAACAACUUAUACAACUCGCACGUCCUUCUUUCCAGGUCAUGUCACCUUCCGUUAUGACGUCUGAACGCAUUUCCCUUGGUGAUGUUACACCCAACAAUGUGGGUCAAUUACGUAAAUUGAAUCAGGUCAUUUUCCCUGUCAAUUAUGCUGAAAAAUUCUACCAAGACGUUUUGGAAGUGGGUGAACUUGCAAAACUAGUUUACUACAAUGACGUAUGUGUCGGUGCAGUAUGCUGUCGCAAAGAAACUAAUGACAAGGAAACGCGAGUAUACAUGAUGACCUUGGGCGUGUUGAAGCCAUACCGACAGCUUGGUUUAGGCCGUCGUCUUUUGGACCAUAUUUUGGAACACGCAUCAGCUUAUUCAUCGAUCUAUCUGCACGUUCAAAUCACCAACGGAUCGGCAUUGAACUUUUACAAGAAGAACGGCUUUGAAGUUGUUGACACUGAAAAGGAUUACUACAAGCACAUUGAGCCACGAGAUGCUUAUGUUUUGCGCAAGGCUUUAUAAUCAAUAUGAUGGAAGCAGUUUAUCUUCUUUCUUUUUUGCUAUGGAAACGUAAAUAUAUCAUCAUCUCCUUUGGCACCUAUCAUUCCGCAACUCCCAUCAGCAAUCCCCUCCUUUGCACACGUACACUACUUUUUGGAAACAGCAAACCCCAUCCCACCCCACACCCUACAUCUUUUUUUUUUCCGUCUAUUUUUUAAUGGAAAUCUUUCGAAAACCUAUAACAUUUCGCACCGUAACAAGACAAACCUUGGGGGGGCAAGCAUAUAUCUACAAACAAUGGGGAUGACUGAUAUGGGAGUUCACAUGGGUUAAUGGAAAGGACAAUUGUUCUUUGUCAGUGAGAAAUCAUCCCAUGAGUUAUGACAAAAUAAAUUCCGUUUGAACAGGUUGUACC
This is a messenger RNA of Zychaea mexicana, 971 nucleotides long. Its product is annotated as acyl-CoA N-acyltransferase. Lineage: Eukaryota; Fungi; Mucoromycota; Mucoromycetes; Mucorales; Lichtheimiaceae. Gene Ontology annotation, biological process: mitotic sister chromatid cohesion. The transcript is spliced from 3 exons. The record is from RefSeq and is a predicted model, not a curated record. The coding region runs from base 107 to 577 and encodes 156 amino acids. Gene Ontology annotation, molecular function: acyltransferase activity, transferring groups other than amino-acyl groups. Gene Ontology annotation, cellular component: NatA complex.